AUGGCUGACGCAGAGACCUCCGAGGCUGACGUGGCAAAGAAUCGGCAGCUGAUAGAAGCGUCGCGCGAGGGCGAUUUAACUACAGUACUGCGACUCAUCAACACUUUCAAUCCUCUCCCGCUUUCCCUUUACGUCUCCCCUCCUCUUCCCCACCUUCCUCCACAAACCACCCCCACUCCGCCUCCCCUCCCGCCUCCCCCCCUCCCUCCCUUCUCACCCUCCCCCUAUCUCCCCAUUCCCGCUUCCCCCGGCCCCAUUUCUCCCCUAUGCCCCCUUUUACCCCCUCAUUUUCCCCCCUCCCUCCAUGCCCUCCUUCGUCAUUCCUCUUCCCGCCCUCUCUUCCCACACGUCCCUUCCCCCCCCACCCAAAACCCGUCUUCUCAAACCCCCAGAGAAGGCGCUGACGUGGCGUAUGCUGACGUGGACGCGCAGGGGAAGACAGCCCUGAUGGCGGCGGCGGAAGGGGGGAGGGCGGACGUGGUGCGGGCGCUACUGGGGGAAGGGGCGGUGUGGAAUGCGGUGGAUAUGGGGGGGAAGAGCGCAGGGGACUAUGCAAUGGAAGGGGUGGUGGCGUGGGGGGAGGGGGCGGAGGGGGAGGAGGAGAAAAACGAAGAGGAAAGAACGAGACGACAAGAAGUGCUAGAUACACUGAUUGAUGCUGGCAUCAAAUCAGAGCUCAUUCUGGGGGCAGCCAGUAGGAACCUGACACGUGGCAGCACAGCAGCAGGAGCAGCGGAGCAGUCAGCACCUGCCUCAAAUGCCGCCUACCUGUCGGAGCGACUGCAGCUGUCUGAAAGCCGAUUGGUGGACGGGGAGGGAGGGGGAGUGAUGAUGAAGUGGGAGGGGGCUCUUAUGCAAGCCCACGCGCAAGCCAUCUGCCAACAGGUGGGCACGGUGCUGUGCGGUGCCAGGUCCUUUCCCAACCGCUCCCAACCUCUCCCAACCCUUCCUUCUCCCUCUCUAACCGUCCAGGGAGGGGAUAUUCUCAACAUUGGCUUUGGCAUGGGUAUUAUAGACACAGCCAUUGCAGCACGCAUCGGCCAGUCGGAGGGCGGCAUUCGAUCGCACACUAUAGUGGAAGCGCAUCCGGACGUUAUAGCGAGGAUGAAGGGGGAGGGGUGGCAUGAGAGGGAGGGAGUGAGGGUGGUGGAGGGGAGAUGGCAGGACGUGUUACCACAACUGGGGCAAUACGACGGCAUAUUCUUUGACACGUAUGGAGAAUACUAUGAUGAUCUGCGGGAAUUCCACUCGCACCUGCCUCAGCUUCUGAAGCCCUCCGGCCUCUACUCCUUUUUCAACGGCAUGUGUGGCGACAACGCCUUCUUCCACACCGUCUACUGCCACAUAGUAGCGUUGGAGCUGCAGCAGCACGUGGGGCUGACCACUCAGUUCAUUCCCCUGCCGGUCAGCCGGUGCUUGGAUGGGGCCACGUGGGCGGGGGUGCGGCAUAAGUACUGGCAGCUAGACGCCUAUCACCUGCCCGUUUGCUACCGUGAUGAGACAGAGGAGGGGGGGGAGGAGGAGAAGGAACAACAGGAGGGAGAGGAGGGGGAGGAGGCAUAG
Closterium sp. NIES-65 is the source of this 1563-nucleotide messenger RNA. Lineage: Eukaryota; Viridiplantae; Streptophyta; Zygnematophyceae; Desmidiales; Closteriaceae. The record is from the annotation of a GenBank genome assembly.